CAAAACAAUAUAAAAUAUGCAUAACUAAUGCAAUUUAAAUCAAAAUAUUACAUAAAUUAACAACAUACCAUUAGGCGACAUGAAUGUUAUACAAUAAUUGAAUGACUUGACACUGUUGUGAAUAUGUGGAGUCAGCAGUUUUGGCGCCAAAAUAUGGCAGCGUAAUGUGAAACAACAAAUUUGUUAUGAUUUAUUAAUUUUAUUAUUAUUAGUUGUUUAUGUGCCGUGUUGAUCUGAGUUCUUGGGCUUACAAUGGACUAUGAUCUAUUCCAGUCGGAUGACGAUGAGGAUAUACUAUCUGCCUUUUUGGAGGCAACACAAAAGGCGCAACCGGAGCUGCAAGUGCAACAAAUGCUGCAAGAUGAUGAUGAAGAUCAUAAUGAAGAUGAUGAUGAUGAUGAUGCUCUCGACUUGCUGCCGGAGUUCAAUUGCACUGGUCGCGAUACAAUUAAGACGCACAAUGAUUUUCCCAGCAAUGGAUUUGUGCGCAAUAAUUACGGUUUGAAUUCCACGGUGCCACGGUGUAAACUGGACAAACUGGGCUUUGACUUUGAGCCGGGUCAACUGAGUGUCGGUGCCGUUAUGCGUUAUCUGCAUGGCGAGGCCUGCAAGAAUAUCCAGAAGCUGUGUGCCGCAGUGGCUGGACAACAACAGCUGCAGUCGAAGUCAUCGCUGAAUGCUGCCAGUUGCUGGUACAUGACACGCCAGCAGGUGACACAUUUCUAUCACUUGCUGCUGCAGCAGGAGGACUCCGGCAAUCAGUGGCAACUCAUCGCUGCGGCCGUGCUGCAGCUGCGGGAACUGCUCAACAGCUGUUUGGAUGCGGAUGCGUGGCGAGUUCUGUAUUUUGCAGAGCACAGCAAGGGUAAUGAAUGCCAGGCAGCAGCUUAUCAUCUCUAUCAUGGUGCACUCGAGUGGCGUCUCUUGGAUUUGUGUGUGCAACGCAAGUUCCAAGUGGAUAAGGAUGUGAAUGCCACAGAGUUGCAGUCAAGUUAUCUGCUGCAGCUGGAACGCAUGCUGGAUGAUCUGGUCAACUGUGGCAGUCAUCAUUAUCGCAGUAAACACAGCGCCGAGUUGUUGCACACUUCGGCAUUCAUGUGUCGCUGCAUCAAAGAGAUCUGGCUGAUCCUCUACCAGGAGACGGGCAGUGAGUCCGAUUUCUGGACACGCUUUCACAGAGCCAUGCAGCGUCACAAGGCGCAACUGCAGCUGGAGGGCAACAACAGCUCCAGUUUGGCCUACCAUGAGUUCUAUGCCUGGCUGCGUCUGAGUCUGGCACGUCUAGCUGCCUACAAUCGGAAUGGAGAGCAGCAAUCGAAGGCAUUGCCAGCUGUCGCUGCUAUUCCUGCCGAGAUUCUGCAGACUGGUGGGCUGUUAAAGCAGUUCUUGGCCUGCCAACCGGAUGAGCAGCAGCGUCGCGUCUAUCUCUGUCUACUGGCACCGCUGCAGCUGCAAUGGGGUCAACCCGACACGGAUGUGCUCUGCCAGCUGUGGGAGUGUCUACAUCGUUCGCUCAACUGUCAGUUUAAUGUGUCCAGCAGUCAAUUAAAUCAAUUAGAACAGUUGCCACUGACGUGUGCUUCAGGUUCAGCUUAUUUGGAACGCUAUCGCAGCUUGUUAUCACGUGCACAGCUGGAGGAUUUGAAUCUGAGCAGCUUUACGCUGUAUGCUCUUUUGUUGGGCAAGACUCUACAACUCUUGCCGGGAUUGGGACGCGGUCAUCAAUGCCAGAAGCUGCUGGGACGCAUCUUUAGCAAGUUUAGUGCUGCCAAAUUGUUGGCCUUGAAUGAAGCUGGCAUACAUCAUGUCAUUGAGCUGUUCCUUUGCCUGCUGUUGUCGUGCCAGGAAUUUGUGGAGUUGGCGCCGAAAUUGCGUGAAAUGCUGUUGUCCUUGGCGCUGGAGAAGCUGCAACCAGCACGCCGUCUGCUGGUGGCCAAGGGUCACAUGGCUUUGUUAUUACUGCAUGCAGAGCGGCGUCUAUCACUGGAGGAUUAUGUGGGCAAGCUGUUGAACCAACUGGCUCAGGUGCGCUAUGAUAUAGAUGUGGCUGGCAUUUAUGUGAGCAGUCUGGAGUCCAUAUUUGAGCUGGCUGAUGACUUUUCACGCGGAGAGCAGCUGCUGUUGGCUCCCUGGCUGACGCACUACCUGGAGCACAGUGGACAGGCGGCACAGGAGCGUGUCUGGCAGGCUUUGCACUUGCUCUGUCAGCGUUUGAGUGCAGCUGGCGGCUUUAAUCUGUCGCUCUGGGAGUCACUGCAGCAGCAUGUGCUGCCCCAGCUGCGUCUGCAGUAUGUCACCGGCUUUAGCAGCUGGCUGCCCAAGCUGGCAGCUCAAUUCUGUCUACUCGACAAGGAUAAAAAGCUGCUGGAGAUCUUUCUGCAAUCAGCGGAGCCGGCCAAUACAGCAGCCAGUGCUCAGUUGCUGCUGCAGGUGCUCCAGCUGAGUCCAGUGACGCAACAGCCGGCAAGUGUGCUGCUCAUACAAGUCUGGCUGAAAUCCCUGGUGCUAUUGACGCCACAACAUGAAGCGGUGCUGGCUCUAAAGCCCUAUCUGCUGCAGCUGGAGGAGUUUCGUUUACUGGCUCUAAAUGAGGCUGCCUUGGAGGGCAGGGAACCCUUGUGCGCCUUCUUUGGCGCCUUGGGACGUCUGGCCCAGCAGCCGGAUGCAGUGGCUCAGCGGCGCAUGCAGCUCAGCCACAAAUUGCACGCCUAUGUGGCGCAUUUUGAGCGCUGGCUGCCAACAGGAAGUCUAGCACGUCCGGAGCUGACUGCACGCUUCUAUAACUUUAUGGCCAUUGUCAUUUAUAAUUGUGCCACACUGUCGUAUGUGCGCUCCAAGCCCAGCUGCUUUCUGCAUCUAACCAUGUCACGUUUUCUGCUCACCCAGCAGCUACAAACAGGCACUCCGCCGGAGACACGACUGCCACAACUAGUGCACAAGAUCUUUCCGGUUCUACUACAAGGCAUAGGUCGUUUGCCUUAUCGCACAGAUGCCUAUCUACAACGCACGCUGGAGCAGCUUAUUCUGCACUGGACACCGCACUUUGGUUACUCUGGCAAUGUUAAACUGGUGGCACGUCCAUUUGCCCAAUUGCUGCAAGCGGAUGCGGCAGGAGAACUCUCCGAAUUUGUGCUGCAACUGCUGGCCAGUCAAUUUCUGGGCGUGCAGCGCAGUCAGGCGGGAGCACAUGUUGGUCUGGUGCUCAGCAUGCUGCAGCAAUUGGUGAGCAAUCUGCAGGAGCAAACGGAGCAGCUGCCAAGUCCGGAGCAGCAACUCUUAACACUGCUGCGGGCCAUACACAUACCGCUGCUGGAGCAUGUGAUGUUUGCCGGUGAACUGGAACCAAGUCGUCUACAGGUGCUGCAACUCUAUCGUCUGCUGGUGCAGCAGCCACUCUUCCAGAGCUGCUCAGCUGCUCAGGAGCUGUGUGCCCGCGAUAUACGUAAUCUGGCGGAGAAGCAUUUGGCGCACUGCACCUACUUCUACUUCCAGAUGCUCAUCAAGCUGGCGGAGCAGGCGCCUCAUCUUGUCCAGCCGCUCUUUGGCUUUGUGCGUGAACAGGCGCUGAGUGUGGAGCUCAAACGUGGCGCUGGCGAGGAUCAGGGCAUCCGCAAGUGUCUGCAGCGACUGCAGCAGGUGCUACACACCAGCUAAUUCCCGCAUUUCACUUUGUACAAUUAUCUAAGCUUUAGUUUAAUUCUAGAAACGUAAGAAUUAUUUUUUUUUGUAUAAUAAAAGUGAAACUUGUAUAAAAAUAAUUUUAAAAAUAA
This is a messenger RNA of Drosophila innubila, 3770 nucleotides long. Its product is annotated as protein MMS22-like. Gene Ontology annotation, biological process: double-strand break repair via homologous recombination; replication fork processing. The record is from RefSeq and is a predicted model, not a curated record. The coding region runs from base 253 to 3654 and encodes 1133 amino acids. Gene Ontology annotation, cellular component: nuclear replication fork. The transcript has 3 exons. Lineage: Eukaryota; Metazoa; Arthropoda; Insecta; Diptera; Drosophilidae.